Melospiza georgiana is the source of this 530-nucleotide messenger RNA. RefSeq names its product galectin 2 (gene LGALS2). Gene Ontology annotation, molecular function: carbohydrate binding. Bases 78 to 473 code for a protein of 131 amino acids. The record is from RefSeq and is a predicted model, not a curated record. NCBI's taxonomy places the organism in Eukaryota, Metazoa, Chordata, Aves, Passeriformes, Passerellidae. The transcript is spliced from 4 exons.
AAAUAAAGUGGACUGGAUGAGACCCCACCAUCAAGAAGCCCAAGGCACAGAAGGACCAACGGGAGGCUGCUAGAUCCAUGGAGGGAAAUAUUGAAAUCUUAAACCUGAAUAUGAAGCCUGGGAACACCCUGAAGGUGAAGGGCAAAAUAUCUGCUGAUACUGUUGGCUUCAGCAUCAAUCUUGGCUGCAGCUCAAGAGAUCUGGCAUUUCACUUCAAUCCCCGCUUCAACGAGUCUGUCAUCGUCUGCAACUCCAAGUGCUCCGAUUCCUGGCAGGCGGAACUCCGUGACCGCCACCUCCCUUUCUUCAGGGGCUGCACUGUCAAGUUCUUCAUUGAAAUGCUGUCGGACAAGUUCCGUGUGAAGCUGCCCGAUGGCCAUGAGGUGUGCUUCCCCAACCGGCACGGCCACCGCAACAUCAGCUACGUAAGCAUCGUGGGGGGACUGAAGAUCAUCUCCUUCAAGCUCACCUGAUGGGCACUGCUUCCUGGCUCUAAUAAAACCCAAGCCAGUGGAAGUCUGGCUGUUCCA